CUCAGCCUCAUGACUUAGGAUCAAGAAUUGCUGUGCGGCUUUAUAAAACCAGAAAACACAAACCUUUCUCGUUGUCACAAACACCACUCAACCAUGGCAUCCUUCCCCACCUGCUCCGCGGAAGAACUAACCCCUCUCCUCGGCCUUGCCGCCAAUGCAACAGCUGCAGCCGACUACAUAUGCACACGUUUCACCGCCACAUCCGACAAAUUCAACAGCACCACAUACGCCAUUGACAACACCUACCUCCUCUUUUCAGCAUACCUGGUGUUCGCCAUGCAGCUCGGAUUCGCCAUGCUCUGUGCAGGAUCUGUCCGGGCCAAAAACACCAUGAACAUCAUGCUCACCAACGUUCUUGAUGCUGCUGCCGGAGGCAUCUCUUACUACAUAUUCGGCUUUGCUUUUGCCUUCGGUGGACCCUCCAAUGGAUUCAUUGGGAAACACUACUUCGGAUUGAAAUCGAUUCCAUCAAGUGUUUUCGACUAUAGUUUCUUUCUUUAUCAGUGGGCUUUUGCUAUAGCAGCCGCCGGUAUUACCAGUGGCUCCAUCGCUGAGAGAACUCAGUUCGUGGCAUACCUUAUUUACUCUUCCUUCUUAACAGGUUUCGUGUAUCCCAUAGUAUCACACUGGGUGUGGUCUAGUGAUGGUUGGGCGAGUGCCUCAAGAACAAGUGGAAGCCUUCUGUUUGGAUCUGGAGCCAUUGACUUUGCCGGGUCGGGUGUGGUCCAUAUGGUGGGCGGGAUUGCUGGUCUUUGGGGUGCACUCAUUGAAGGUCCAAGAAUCGGGAGAUUCGAUCGUUCUGGGAGAUCAGUGGUCUUACGAGGCCACAGUGGCUCACUUGUUGUUUUGGGAAGAACAGCUGUCACCACCACAUUGGCGGGAUGUACUGCUGGAUUGACCACUUUGUUCAGUAAAAGAUUACUAGUCGGUCAUUGGAAUGUGACCGAUGUUUGUAAUGGGUUGCUUGGAGGUUUAGCAGCCAUUACCUCAGGAUGUGCAGUGGUUGAGCCAUGGGCUGCAAUCGUUUGUGGCUUUGUUGCAGCUUGGGUGCUCAUAGGAUUCAACAAGCUUGCAGAAAAGUUGAAGUAUGAUGAUCCAUUAGAGGCAGCUCAGUUGCAUGGUGGGUGUGGGUCGUGGGGUCUUUUGUUCACAGGGUUGUUUGCCAAGAAACAGUAUGUCCAUGAGGUGUAUGCAACUGGGCGACCUUACGGGUUACUCAUGGGUGGUGGUGGAAAGCUAUUUGCUUCUCAAAUCAUCUUAAUACUAGUGAUCAUAGGAUGGGUGACUGCAACCAUGGGUCCGCUUUUCUUUAUCUUGAAGAAACUCAAGUUGUUGAGAGUGUCAAAAGAAGAUGAAAUGGCAGGAAUGGACAUGACCAGGCAUGGAGGAUUUGCAUACGUUUAUCAUGACGAAGAUGGAAGUUCUCAUCCACCACCAGGUUUCAUGAUGAGAAGGGUGGAACCAUCAAGCGCAAGUCCAACACCAAACAACGACUCAACAAGCAAUGUUGUGUAG
This is a messenger RNA of Lactuca virosa, 1515 nucleotides long. The record is from the annotation of a GenBank genome assembly. Lineage: Eukaryota; Viridiplantae; Streptophyta; Magnoliopsida; Asterales; Asteraceae.